UACAUUACGAACCAGCUAAAAACUCUACAAGAUUUCUCCGUUAAUUAUUUAUAUUUUUACCUUGUUUUUGGAAACAUUGAUAAUUAAGUGUCAAGAUGGGGAAAAGACAACAUCAGUCGGAUAAGAUGUAUGUGACUUCUAAGGAGUGGUCAGCAUUCUAUGGAGGCAAGAAGAAAACUGAUCCACAGAAGUCUGAGUUUCGCAGAUUGCCCUUUGACCAUUGCAGUCUGUCGCUCCAGCCUUUUGAACACCCCUACUGUACUGUUGAUGGUAUCAUCUUUGAUCUGAUGAGUAUUGUUCCUUUUAUCAAGAAGUACAAGGCCAAUCCUAUAACAGGACAGGCCCUAGAUGCAAAGUCUCUCAUCAAGCUUAAUUUCCAUAAGAACACUGAUGGAAAGUACCACUGUCCAGUGACGUUCAAGGUAUUCAAUGAGAAUACUCAUAUUGUUGCUGUCAAAACAACUGGCAACGUAUAUUGCUAUGAAGCUAUUGAACAGCUGAAUAUCAAAGCUAAGAACUGGAAAGAUUUGCUGACUGAUGAAACCUUCAAACGAUCUGAUCUCAUCACCAUCCAAGAUCCAGGCCAGCUGGACAAGUUCAACAUCUCUGCAUUCCAUCACAUAAAAAACAACCUGAAAGUGGAAGAUGAAGCUGAGAAGAAAGCCAGGAAAGACCCAAAGUAUACUCUCAAUAAGACCAAUGUUGAGACAGAAGACAUCUUAGGAACACUCUACAAAGAAUACCAGCCUAUGGAUGGGAAAGAAGAAAAGAAACAGAGAGCAGAUAAACUCAAUUCUGCACACUACAGUACAGGUAUGGUUGCAGCAGGCUUCACUUCAACAGCUAUGGCUCCUCAAACCACUCAUGAAGCAGCUGUGAUUGAUGAAGACAUCAUUCGAUAUGAGCGGGUGAAGAAGAAAGGUUAUGUUAGGAUGAAUACCAACAAAGGAACACUCAACAUUGAACUCAGAUGUGAUCUGGUAACUAAGACAUGUGAAAACUUUAUUCAGCUGUGUGCAAAAGGCUACUACAAUGGCACAAAAUUCCACAGACUAAUCAAGAACUUUAUGAUUCAAGGAGGAGAUCCCACAGGAACUGGAACUGGUGGGGAAUCAAUCUGGGAAAAGCCAUUUGAAGAUGAUUUCAAGCCUAAUCUGAGCCACACAGGAAGAGGUAUCCUCAGUAUGGCUAACUCAGGUCCCAACACAAACAAGUCACAAUUCUUCAUCACAUUCAGAUCCUGCAAAUACUUGGAUGAAAAGCACACCAUAUUUGGAAGCGUUGUUGGUGGUCUUGAUACACUCACUAAUAUGGAAAAGAUAGAGACUGAUAAGAAAGACAGACCAUUAGAGGACAUUGUGAUUCAAGACACAGUUGUAUUUGUCAACCCAUAUGAAGAGGUGGACAAAGAGAUUUCAGAGGAGAGAUUAAAGCUGAAAGUAGAAGAAGAGACCAAAGAAAAGAAAGCACCCCAGUCUAGAGCAGUAAAACCAGGAACCUCAGACAAGCCUAGGGUUUAUAGGGCAGGAGUUGGCAAGUACUUGGCUCAAACAUCAAUGGAGAGUACUAAUGCCAGGCCUUCAACAAGUUCAGCUUCAGAUCUACCAAGCUCAAACAGUGGUGGAGUUACAAAGAGACCAGGAGAAGGAGAAAGGAGUUACCAAGCCGACAAGAAAAGGGUCAAAAGUUCAACGAGUUUGAAUGACUUCAGUGCUUGGUAAUCGGGUAGGAUUAAAGCUAUGUUCUAUUUCAUGGAUUGAGGUUAGGAGACUAGGAUGAGGUAACAUUAGUUGGCUCCAGGCUAACUGGUCUUAUUUUACUAAUUUUUAUUCUUUACUGCUUUUAAAUGUUCAAUAUCCCUGUUGCCCGAAGAAGAAAAAUGGAUUAGGGUUAUGGUUAACCUAGUAUUGGAUCAGCACUGUACAGCACACAGUACAGUACAGGAUCAAAUGUGAGCAUGUUGUAUUAAAGUUACAUGAAAUAUAAGCUUUAAAAGACAUUCCACAAGAUUUUCAGUGUAUAAUUAUGUGCAUAAAAUCAGCAUUUACAUUGAAAAAAAAUGGGCCAAUACCCAUUGUCGAGAUGGCAGGGGGCAUACACCAAGAAUAAACACAUAAUUAAAAAAAGAAUAUUCUCACGUCAGUAAAUGUUCCUCAGGUGAUGAAAAAAUGCCCCUCUUGUGAUGGAAAAUGUGCACAUUCUCAGGUGAAAAUUGCUAUUUUGAUAAUUUUCUGCCUUGUAAUUCCCCUAUGCUGGGUUCCCUGGUCAUGGGCAAACUGUGGAAGUCAUGAAAGUAUAGCCUUCUGGAAAUUCAAAUGUCACUGCUAGGGCCCGUUUCUUUGAUGAAAAUCUCAAUGACUUGAAGUAUGAUUUAAUAAAUCAUUGGAAAAUGAAGAAAUGUGUAUCUCAUGACAUACCAGUAUUUCAUCAAGUGAUUCUUUUUUCUAGUAAGAAUUACACAAAAGCAAUGAAUUAUCAACAAAAUAUAGAUUCCCAUGGAAAAAAAAGUGAAUAAAAGCAUAGUGGUGAUCCUGAAAUAUUGAUGUGUUACUUGAAUGAAAAUACUACAUUAUGUAUGAGUAAAGGAAUGCUUAUUGCCUAAUGAAUAAUAUUUCAAUAUUCAUCACUACAAACAAGGGUCAGAUUUUGUAGAAUACUGGCAUAAUUUACCAAACCUGUAACCUCCUCAUCCUGCUUGGGUUGAUAUUUUUGGAGAGUAGAUUGCCUUUUUUUAAGCAUAACUGCCUCCUUUAAAUUGUACAAUAUGGUGGAUUCACAAUCCACAGCACCAUUUAAGCGGUACCAGUGUUUAUUCAAUUACAUGUGAUGCAUCACUGGAAAACAUUGACAUUGUAUCAACUGUGGCUAGGCUUGGUAAUAAACCUUGGCCUAGGAGAUAAGGGGAUUUAAUCAAUUUUUGGUCGGGAGGAUUUGAAAAGUUUAACCGGGUAAAAAUAAAUUUGUGCUGAAUAAAAAAAAUGUCAGUCUUUUCUUACCCGCUCAAAACAUUAUGGCCACUUUUUGGCCAGAACUGACCAUUAUGGUUACUUUUGGUCAUGGAUAAUUUUUCCAAUCGUUAUUAUCAGCUAAGGAGAAUGGAGGGGUCAAUUACUUAAUUCAAUGUAAAAAUGUGCCCUGAAGGCCCCUGAUGCUACAAAAACAACAGUAUGGUAAUUUGUGUUACUUGUUUUCCAAAAGAAAACCCAUUUGUAUUGAGUUUUGUCUAAAAUCUUGCCAAACUUUUGAGGCAUAAUAGAUCGAUUGGUUAGUCUUGACAUCCAAAUUCAAUAUAAAAAUGUGCGCUGAUAUCAGAAUCAAUUGAUCUCAUUAAGUGAAUUUUCCACAGUUCUGACCGCUGUGGUCAUUUCUAUUGGUGGCUAGCAUUUCGCUUUGCUGCACUAGUUGAAAGGUGUCAACCUGCAAAAUGAAAAAUUGGCCUGUCGCGGCUUGCCAGUGGGGGCACUGUUAAUUGUUGUUAAGCUGGUUUUAACUUGAAUGCUGAUUUCUACUCUACAUUUUGAUACCAAAUUGUUGUAAUGCCACACAUCUGAUCAUAACUAAAAUGUGGGUGAUUGCGAAAGAUCAUGUCUGAUUACAGGUGUACCAAAAAAUUUUCAGGAAAGUCUAUAUACAUCUUACAGCGUCAUUAGACGGACAUAUGUAAUGAGAAAAUGAGUCAUUAUGUAGACAUGGUCAUUAGCAGGACAUUUUCAUGUCCUGUUAACGAUUGAACAAUAGAAUUACUGUCCUCUACGUACGUUUGCAGGCGAGGAAACUUUAUAGGCCUCCCAAGAAACAAUAGGUUUAAUCAUUAGUUUAAUUAGUUAUAUUGUUUUGAAUUUAGGGUUAGGGUGAUAUACCAGUUUUUAUGAUGUCCUUUUAAUGUACCAUUUAGGGUUAUAUACAGUUAAUGUACCAUGUAAGGUUAUAUUUAUAUAUAUGUAUAUACAAUCAAACCUGAUUAUUAAGGCCAUCCAAGAGGAACACAUACAGUGACCACUGUCUACAGGUAGCCUUGUUAGACAGGUUCUCCAUCACACAUUUAUAUCUAGAGGGAGGCAACAUGGGUGACCACUAUAAGCAGGUUGCCUUUAUAAAGUAGUGGCCACUAAGGCAGGUGUAACUGUAUAUAUGUCAUAUACAUGUAGUUUUGCAAUCUCGUUUUUCGACAACUCUCUGUUUCUAUUCCUUAACAUUAACUCCAUGCUCUCAAUUAACAGGAGGUACUCAUUUUUCUGCCGGUACAUUUUCCAACAUUUUGUAAUUCCUAGACACAAAUUCCUCUACCAGGGUGCCCAUAAUAAGUAGGGUUUAUAAAUGCUGUAUAAUUCAAAAUAUUUUAUGCAUUAGUACGAAGAUUCAUUAUUCUAUAGGUUGCUUUCACAAAUGUCAUACCAGUAAUUCAGAAUUUUUGCAAUUUCGAAAAUGAAAUCGGAUUUACUUUCCCGAAAAUUGAAAAGGGUUCAUAUUUCAGAAAAUAAAAUUGGGCUCAUAAUUCCAAAAAUGCGAAGGGUGGUCUUAUCCAGGGGUAAAAUGAGAGAGUGUUAAGAUUUAGGAUCAAUACACCUUCUGAAUAAUGAACCUUCAAUCUUUCCUAAAAAUUCUUAUUCAAUAUUAUUGUAUUUUUAAAUGAUUCAGUUGACCUGUUUUUAUGAGGUGUUAAAAAGAUUGUUUCACUUUCCCCUUAAAGUCAUGACUUAAUGUGUGAUAAAAUGAUAUGUUUUUAUUAGACAGUUUAGUGAUUAAUGUAAGGAGUGAUGAUUGUGGAUAUUACCAGGUUGAAUAAAUGUACAGAUAUAUGAUUGCUGAAUAAAUUCAUUUGUGGAUACAUGAGUGAUAAUAGACAAUGAA
Molecule: messenger RNA, 4851 nt
Organism: Strongylocentrotus purpuratus (purple sea urchin)
Lineage: Eukaryota; Metazoa; Echinodermata; Echinoidea; Camarodonta; Strongylocentrotidae
Product: RING-type E3 ubiquitin-protein ligase PPIL2
Exons: 18
Coding region: 96-1721 (541 amino acids)
Biological process (GO): protein folding; protein polyubiquitination; protein peptidyl-prolyl isomerization
Cellular component (GO): catalytic step 2 spliceosome
Molecular function (GO): peptidyl-prolyl cis-trans isomerase activity; ubiquitin-ubiquitin ligase activity
Source: RefSeq, a predicted model, not a curated record